Messenger RNA from Salvia splendens (bonfire salvia), 966 nucleotides. RefSeq names its product transcription initiation factor TFIID subunit 11-like. The transcript has 2 exons. Lineage: Eukaryota; Viridiplantae; Streptophyta; Magnoliopsida; Lamiales; Lamiaceae. The record is from RefSeq and is a predicted model, not a curated record. The coding region runs from base 80 to 847 and encodes 255 amino acids.
UUGAAGGUGUAUGAUCAUUUUUGGCAUUUAGCGAGAGAAAGGAGGUUGCAGUCAAGGAAAAGAGAGUGCGAUCAGAGGGAUGGAGGGUUCCGACGGAAGCGAGGGUAGUAUGAAGAAGAAGAAAGAUCCCAUCGAAGACGACGAGUCGUAUGAAUCUGAAGAAGAUGAUACAGAUAAGACGAUUUGCGAUGAUGAUGCUGAAGAAGAUGCUGCCACUACUCACUCUUCAACUCCAGUGGAGGACGAAGCGUCUGGAUCUCAGUCUGCUGCAGGCCAUGAAGAUAUGAACAAGGGCGAUGAAGAUCAGACGGUUUGUGAAUCUGACGUCGAUGAUAAGUCCAAUGCUGAGGAGGAGAAUUAUGAGUAUGAGUAUGAGGAGUAUGAUUAUGAGUAUGAGUACGAUGCUAAGUAUUGGUGGAAUGUCAGACUUAAACCAAUCUAUCGAAAAGUAAGGAGGCCAGCCAACCAAGAACGUGGGAGCUGCUCAAACACUACACAGCAUGGAAACAGUUCAAACAGUCAAGAAGAAGAAGAAGAAGAUGAUGAUGAUUCAGAUGGAAACAAGUCCAACACUGAAGAAGAUGAGAGAAAGGCUGUUGAAGAAGAGAAGAUGGUUUCUGAAUCUGAUGACGAUAAGUCCAACGCUGAAGCACAAGGUCAUGAGACUUGUGAUGAUGAAGAAGAUGGUGUUAAUGAGGCUGAAGAAGAAGAUGAAAACAAGGCUGUUGAAUCGAGAACUGAUCCGCCGGUGGCCAGAACUAGAUUUGGAUUAAUUGAUUGUUUAUUUCCAUGCUUUCGCGUUAAACCAGGGAACACUGAAGCGGAUCAGUCUGAUGAUGAUACAUGAGGAGGACAAAAGGCUGAUGGAAAGUCAUAACCAAACUUUACACUAUCACUUUGCUGAAUAUUGAUUCAUCAAACUUUGGCUGUUUAACACCAUUUGAUCACUUUCUCAAGUUUUAUGAU